AUGUCGGAAAACAAUUCUGCCAAAGAUGUAAAAGAAACCGAAAUAAAUACAAGCUUUAAAGAUACAAUUUCUGCCAUUAAAACUACAGCAGAAGUAAUGAGUUGUUACAUUCCAGUUCUUAAUUCGAUAACAAUUUUAUUUCAAAAAAUUUAUCAAGUUUAUGAAGAUUCAGAAUGUAAUAAAGAAAUUUGUUUAAUAAUGGUAGAACGAGUUAAAGCAGCAGAAUAUUCAUUGGAUAAAAUGAUGAGAAGAAAAGAAGAGAAUGAAAAAUAUUUUUGUAAACAAGAUUAUUUUUUUGCUUUUAAAAGAUUUGAAAUUAAUUUAAAAAAUAUUAAAGAUUUUACAAUUAAAGUUUCAAAGCUUAAAGGCUAUAGAAAGUUUUUUAGUGCAACAAACGUUAAAUUUCAAUAUGAUAAUUUAACUAAAGAAUAUGAUGCUUGUAUGAAAGAUUUACAUUUUGCUAUUACGGUUGUUAGUAAAGAAGAAAGGGAUGCAGAAUCACGAAAAGUUGAUCAAUCUCUAAAGGAUAUUGAAGAGACUCUUGAAAAACUUGAAGGUGACAUUGAAAAUGCCGCUAAUAAAAUAGAAAAACUUGAAGGCGGUAUUGAAAAUGCCACAAAUAAAAUCGAGAAACUUGAAAAUGGUAUUGGAAGUAAAAUGGAUAUGGUAGUUCAAGAAAUUUCCAUCAUAAAAUCACAGAUUGAUAAACAGCAAUCAAACGAAAUCAACGUACCAAAGAUUGAUUCAAAAGAACUAAUUAAUCCACCUUAUCCUGAAAGCACUGACGUCCGUGGUUCACAUC
Messenger RNA from Dentiscutata heterogama, 802 nucleotides. The record is from the annotation of a GenBank genome assembly. NCBI's taxonomy places the organism in Eukaryota, Fungi, Glomeromycota, Glomeromycetes, Diversisporales, Gigasporaceae.